This is a messenger RNA of Xiphias gladius (swordfish), 2298 nucleotides long. RefSeq names its product ceramide synthase 2-like. The coding region runs from base 229 to 1446 and encodes 405 amino acids. The transcript is spliced from 11 exons. Gene Ontology annotation, biological process: ceramide biosynthetic process. The record is from RefSeq and is a predicted model, not a curated record. Lineage: Eukaryota; Metazoa; Chordata; Actinopteri; Istiophoriformes; Xiphiidae. Gene Ontology annotation, cellular component: membrane. Gene Ontology annotation, molecular function: DNA binding; sphingosine N-acyltransferase activity.
UUAUUUUGACAGUUGUAGCUUCGCUUUCCUGUUGUCGUGCCUAACCUGACGCCUGGACCGUGAUGCCUGAACGGCCCUCUUCUCUGGUGUCGUCGUUGGGAUUCAGUGGGACCGAGGUGUAUCCUUAACCAAACAAGGUUUAAACAAAUUCACAGUUAAAGGUGGAUUUUGUUCUUCUGACUCCGGGACUGAUCAGUACUUAAUUUCCAUAGAGCUGCUGACAGCAAAAUGGCCCUGCUACCUGACGUGUGGAGGCAGGACUACUGGCUCCCUCCAGGUGUGACCUGGAAAGACAUGGAACAGCUGGAGGACUCUGACCGACCGCAACCUCUGGACCUCCUCAUAUCUCUGCCCCUGGCACUGGGCUUUGUCACCCUACGCUACGUGUUCGAGAGGUUUUUUGCCCCACCCAUGGGCAGAUGUUUGGGAGUGAAGGAUAGAUUGCAAGUGACUGCUGCCCCCUCCCCAAAGCUGGAGUCGUUUUACACCCAAGGGAGCAGACAGCCGACACAGAGUGAAAUUGUUAGUUUGAUGUCGCUGUGCGGCAAAACCCAGAGGCAGAUUGAGACCUGGUUCCGUCGUCGCAGGAACCAAGACAGGCCCUGUCAAACCAAGAAGUUUGGCGAAGCUGCUUGGAGGUUCUUUUUCUACCUCACAGCUUUCAUGGCUGGACUGGCCUGCUUGAUCGAUAGACCCUGGUUCUGGGACCACAGGGAAUGUUGGAGGCGGUAUCCAAUACAGCCCAUGGAGAGAGCUCAUUACUGGUACUACAUGCUGGAGCUGGGUUUUUAUGGCUCUCUGCUGCUCCGGAUCUCUGUUGACAUCAAGAGGAAGGAUUUUAAAGAACAGGUGAUUCACCAUUUGGCCACCAUCUUCCUGCUGAGUUUCUCCUACUGUGCCAACUACAUUCGCAUCGGCACUUUGGUCAUGCUGCUUCAUGACUCCUCUGACAUCCUUCUUGAGUCAGCCAAGAUGUUCAACUACGGAACAGGCUGGAGGAAAACGUGCGACACACUCUUUGUUGUGUUUGCUGUGGUCUUCCUUGUGACUCGACUGGUAAUUUUCCCCAGCAAAAUAAUCCAUACCACCCUGGUGCUCUCCAUGGAGGUCUUCGAGCCCUUUGCCGGCUACUACUUUUUCAACAUCCUUCUGAUGGUGCUGCAGGCUCUUCACAUCUUCUGGGCUGGCCUAAUCUUACGCAUGGUCUAUAAGUUCCUUAAAGGAAAGCUGGAAAAAGAUGAACGCAGUGAUGAAGAGAGCGAAGUUGAAGAAGAAGAGGAGGAUAAAGGAGGAGAGGAAAAUGCGGAUCAAGGGGGAGAUUAUUGUUGGGAGAGAAGUAAAGACACCCUGAACUCUAAACUGUCUAUGCUGACCAACAGUUGUGUCCUAAAUAACUUGACCAACCACAGGGCAUCUGUAGCUGACAUAAUGCGUAAAGCUCAGUAGAGACUCGAUGUUUUAACAUUUCGCUCCGGUUUUGCUAUCUCAAGGUUAAAACAGCCAUAUGGUUUGUAUAUCAAAUGACAUAAGAUGGACAUGAUUCAUCACCCUCUACACUACAAGGCCUUCAUGCUGAUGGGACUGUGAUUCACUUUAAUUGAGAGUGUCAUUACACAAGUAAAGGGGCGACAGUCUAAUUGUUAAUCUUUGUAAAAGUGCUGACAUAGCAGAGGAUGGUUUUGAUUCAGCAAUUUCUGGGUUAUGGGGCCAGCACGCUUCCGCUGCAUCACUCUGCUACACACUCCAGAUAGGACUCAAAUCCACAUCCCCUGGCAUAGGAGGCCAGUGCCUGAUCUAUUAGACCGCCGGGGCUGCUGCAGCUGUUGGAGAGCCACCGUGCACAAGUCAGUGUUCAAUGGUAGUAAGACUGACAUUAUAAUCCUUUUAAAUCCACUUUCCAGUGGACAGGGAUGGUAGUCUUUCUGGGAUUCAGGGAGGGUUCAAAGUGUUCAGUGCCUAUGGAUGUUCAUUGUGGUUGACACUGCAGACUGUUUUUACACUAUUUUCAUUUAGCAAGUUCACAAAGCAGAUAUGUGAAAUCUAAAAAAGGGAUUGUAACUAGGACAUAACAAUAACUAAAAAACUAAAGCUGUAGUUUACUUAAGUAACUAGCAGCUUAGACAGAAGUAUUUGUUUAAUCUUGUAAAAUGAUAAAAUUGCUACAUAACAUGCAGUAGACAUUGAAAUGCUGGAAAUAAAGUCAUCAUUUCAUUCUUUCUAUAUCUGUCUCUUGCAAUGCUUUGAGACAUGAAACAGUUUUUAUUUGUGAUUCAGUGGAAUUAGUAUUUCAUUCACCAC